Vespa velutina is the source of this 1108-nucleotide messenger RNA. RefSeq names its product ubiquitin thioesterase otubain-like. Gene Ontology annotation, biological process: protein K48-linked deubiquitination. Gene Ontology annotation, cellular component: nucleus. Lineage: Eukaryota; Metazoa; Arthropoda; Insecta; Hymenoptera; Vespidae. The record is from RefSeq and is a predicted model, not a curated record. The transcript is spliced from 5 exons. Bases 201 to 995 code for a protein of 264 amino acids. Gene Ontology annotation, molecular function: ubiquitin binding; cysteine-type deubiquitinase activity.
AAAAUUUUAUUUUCUUAUACUACUAAGCACACAUUUUCAUGGUUAAAUUACCUAGAUUUCCGUUUCACGAUUCGAAUCUACCAAUCUAAAGCCGCUAAAUUCUCAACGGAAAAUAUUUCAAUUUCCACAUGGACAUUUGGCUUUUGUUUACGAUUGAUAAUUUGACAAUUGUUCUGAAAUUUAUGAAGAACCCAUGAGAUAUGGAAGAUAAGUCAUUAAAAGAUCAGCCAGUAGAAAACGCAGAUGUCAACCAGGAUGAGUUAAUUCUUCAACAACAAAGACGUAUAGAAAAGGAGAUAUCUGAAUCUAUAGCUUUAGUCGGUGAAAAAGAACCAUUGAAGAGUUUAGAACAGGAAUAUACAGAAGAUGAAGUAUAUUUGUCAAAAGCAAAAGCUUUGGGACAAAAAUAUUCUUAUAUUAGAAGAACAAGGCCUGAUGGCAAUUGUUUUUUUAGAGCCUUUAGUUAUGCUUAUCUUGAAAAACUAAUUGGGGAUAAAAAUGAAUACAAUAAGUUCAGAGAACUUGCUUUAAAAAGCAAAGAGAAUCUUGUGGCAUUAGGUUUUCCCCAAUUUACUGUUGAAGAUUUCCAUGACACGUUUAUGGAAGUGAUCGACAAAGUAGGUGGAGACACAGAGUCUAGUUAUAUUGAACUACAUAAGCUUUUCAAUGAGCAAGGUUAUUCUGAUUAUGUUGUUGUAUACCUUAGAUUAAUUACAUCUGGUCAGUUACAAAGAGAGGGAGAUUUUUAUCAACAUUUUAUAGAAGGAGAACGAACCAUAACAGAAUUUUGUCAUCAGGAAGUAGAACCAAUGUAUAAAGAAUCUGACCAUAUUCAUAUUAUAGCAAUGAGCACUGCUUUAGGUACUGGUGUUCGAGUUCGUUACAUGGAUCGUGGUGCUGGAACAGAAGUAACUGCACAUGACUUUCCUGAAGGCGCUACGCCAGCAGUUCACUUACUUUAUCGUCCUGGUCAUUAUGAUAUACUUUACCCUUGAUAAAAUUAAGUCUAAAGUCAUCUUUUAAGUUGUUCUUAAGAAAUAUACUUUGUUUAAUGAUUUUUUUCAAUCCAUUUAAAAGAAUAAAAAUAUGAAACUAUUUUUACUGUGAA